AUGGCGGAUUUGAUACAGUUGAAGACAAGAUUCGAAACGGUGAGGGUUACUGAAGACAGCAAGGACAAGAUUAUCGAGGACCUCCUGUGCUGUGUUGAACGCCUCCAAAAUGAUCUUCAACGAGAGAAAAAUGAUUACCAAGACCAGAAAAAGUUGGUCGAAAUGUAUAGGAAAGAUGUCAAGAACAUAGAGAGUGAGCUGAGAGAAAAGACUGAUAAGGAAGCAAAAAUGAGAUUUGCAUCAGUACUUGUGGAUGGUGACCAUAUGAACUUCUUGAACGAGUUCGUUCGAGACGGACGAACAGGCGGUGGUUCCGCAGCAAAGGCUCUCAUGGAAGCUGUACGGAAUCAUGUCCGAAAGGUUGCACCCGAUGUCGACGCCAACAUUCAGUACAAGAUUCGGGUGUUUGCGAAUGUGGCUGGCUUAGCAAAGACGUAUCGUAAUACGGAAGUCUUGAGCUCAGAAUAUGCCUUGGGAUCCUUCAUCCAAGGAUUCAACAUGGAAAAUCCUCUGUGCGACUUUGUGGAUGCUGGCAACGGGAAGGAAUGCUCCGAUGUGAAGAUCCGAGGUGAUUUUACGAUGUUUCUUAUCUCCAGCGUUGCGGGCAUUUGCUAA
This is a messenger RNA of Penicillium pulvis, 615 nucleotides long. Its product is annotated as CCCH zinc finger DNA binding protein. The record is from RefSeq and is a predicted model, not a curated record. The transcript is spliced from 4 exons. Bases 1 to 615 code for a protein of 204 amino acids. Lineage: Eukaryota; Fungi; Ascomycota; Eurotiomycetes; Eurotiales; Aspergillaceae.